CAUUGUUUAACAAAAAUAUGGACGGUCGGCAUCGGCUGCUUUCAUGACAUUUAAUAAUUAAAAAAAAUAAAAACACAAAUAUUAUAAAUUAUAUGAUAAUUAUUUAGUUUGUUUAUAAUAUAUUAUUUAAUUAUGUCGGAUUAUUUUAAAUCAGCACUUGGUUAUUUAAAUGGUGGUGGUAAUACAAAUGAUUUUGUUGGACAAAUAUUAGAAAUUAAUAAUGUUAAAAUACGUGUUAACAGAUUAAUUGCUGAGGGUGGAUGGGCGUUGGUUUUUGCUGUUGAAGAUGUUGCUACUGGAAAAGAAUAUGCCUUGAAGAGAUUAAUAGCAGUUGAUGAUGAGGCAAAUAAAACAAUAAUACAAGAAAUUGAAACGUUAAAAAAAUUAUCUGGACAUAAAAAUAUAAUUCAGUAUAUGUGUGCUCAACGUAUUGAACGUGAUGAUAAACGUACAUGUGAAUAUUUAAUUGUAACUGAAUUUUGUCCAGGUGGUACAUUAGCUGAUUUAUUUCGUUCAGUAUCAUCAACAAAUUUAACACUUGAACAAAUAUGUAAAAUAGCAUAUCAAGUAACUCGUGCUAUUCAUCAUCUUCAUAAUCAACAACCACAUCCAAUAAUUCAUUGGGAUAUUAAACUUGAAAAUUUUCUCAUAGCAAAUGACGGUACAAUUAAAUUAUGUGACUUUGGUAGUGCAUCAACUCAACAAAUACAACCAGAUUCAUCAUGGAAUGCUCAAAAACGUGCAAAUUUAGAAGAUCAAAUGUCAAAAUUUACAACACCAAUGUAUAGAUCACCAGAAAUGAUUGACACAUGGAAUAAUGAACCAAUUGGUCCACCAGCUGAUUGUUGGGCAUUGGGUUGUAUAUUAUAUACACUAUUAACACUUCGUCAUCCAUUUCCUGAGGGUAAUAAAUUAGCAAUUGUAAAUGCAAAAUAUCCACCGUUACCAGUAAAUCCACGCACAGCAUGUAUCAAUGAAUUGGUAAAAGGAUGUUUAGAAGUAUCACCAUUAAAACGUAUGACAACAUCAAUGGUACUUGAACGUCUUGCUUCAAUUGCUGAAACAAAUAAUUUUGAUCCAAGAGAAGCUGUUAAAAUUGAUAUUAAAAUAUCAUCAACACAAUCAUCACAACCACAUGCACAACCACCACCAAGACCAACUCAACCAUCAACAGCAUCACCAUUACAUUUACCAUCAAGACCACCACCACCAAAACCAUCAGUAUCACCAACACCACCAUCACCACCACCAAUAACAAGAACAAAUUAUUUACAUAAACAAUUAAAUAAUAAUAAUAAUAAUAAUUCACAAUCAACAACAGUUGGCUCAGGUGGUUUAUUUUCUUCAUUACGUGGUGGUGCUGGUAAUUUAUUUAAAAAUAUAAAAGAUACAUCAAGUAAAGUAAUACAAUCAGUACAACAAACAAUAACAAGAAAUGAUGAACUUGAUGCUAGUUAUAUAACAUCAAGAAUACUUGUUAUGCCAUAUCCAGAUUGUGGUAUUGAAUAUGUUGUAUCACCAAAUUACAUUGAUGAUGUACGUGAUUAUUUAAAAUUUAAACAUCCACCACCAGCUAAAAUACAAUUAUAUAAUUUAACAAAAGGUAAAACAAAUGUAACACGUUUAAAUGGUAAACAUAUUGAUUGUAAUUUUGCAUAUACAUUAUUAGAAACAAAUGCACCAUUAUUAUCAGCAUUAUAUCAAAUAUGUGAAGAUAUUUAUUGUUAUUUAGAUGAUAAUUUUAAUAAUAUUAUUGUAACAUAUUGUGAUGAUGGUUGUCGUACAAGUGCAACAAUAAUAUGUUCAUUAUUAUUAUAUUGUGGUGCAUUAAAUAGUGUUGAUGAAGCUAUUGAAUUAUUUAAAACAAGAAGAUGUCAAACACCAUUAUUACAACCAUCAGAAUUACGUUAUAUUAAUUAUAUUAAUAUGUUACAUUCUGGUUUAUAUCCACAUACAAAAACAUUAAUAUUAAGAUCAAUAAUAAUACAACCAAUACCAUUAUUUAAUCGUGCUAAAGAUGGAUGUCGUCCAUAUGCUGAUAUAUAUUCAAAUGGUUCACUUGUUUAUUCAACAAAACGUUCUGAAUAUGAUGAUAUGAAAUUAUUUAAUCAGCAUGAAGGUAAAAUAUGUUUAAUAUUAAAUGAUGCUAUUGUUUGUGGUGAUAUUAUGAUUAUUUUAUAUCAUGCUAGACAACAACUUGGUCGUAUUAUUGGUAUUAAAAUGGCAUCAUUACAAUUUUAUACUGGUUAUGUGCCAAUUCAUCAAUCAACAAUGACAUUUGAUUAUAAAGAUUUAGAUAAUGUACCAGAAAUUGGUCAUUCAUUUAAUGUUUCAUUAAAUGUCAUGAUUGGUGAUGAUAAUUUAAAAAUAUCAAAAAUUUCAUUACCAUGGGAAGCUAAAACAACUGGCAUUAAAAAUUUACAUCCUGAUCCAUUAUUUUCAUCGACACUUGAAAUGGAAGAAACAUUAGAAAAUUUUAGAAAAAAUAAUCAUGAAAAAUUAACAACAACAACGACAAUUAAAGCACCAAAACGUCCACCACCACCAAAAAUAAUACAUCAACAAAUUGAUGAUAAAUAUGAGCCAGAAAAAGAACCAUUAAAUCCAUCAAAUAAUGAUAAAAUUAUUAAUGAUAAUAAUGAUGAUUUUGCUGAAGCUGAUUUAUUAAAUCUUGGUAUGACAAAUUCAACAAAUUCAACAAAUAAUAAUAAAGAAAAUAAUUCUAAUGAUGAUGAUAAUAAUAAAAAUACAAAUGAUAUAUUUGGUAAUUUUGCAUCAUUUAAAGAAUCAAAUAUUGAUAAUAAACAAUCAUCAAAUGAUUUAUUAUUUGAUACAACAACAAUAAAUAAACAAGAAAAAAAUAAUAAUGGUAAUAUAAAUGAUUUAAUAUUUGAUCCACUUGGUGGUGGUAAUAAUAAUAAUACUAAUAAUAAUAUAUUUGGUAAUUGGACAAAUUCAUCAUCAACAUCAACAACGACAAAUAUUAAAACACCAAAUGAUGAUAAUUUUCCACGUAAUUCAAGUGUACCAAAUUUUCAAGCACAAAAUAAAGAUCCAUUUGCAAAUUUAGCUGGUUCAAUGAGUACUGGAUUAAAUUCAAGUUGGAAUGGUACACCAAAAGAUUCAAAUACACCACAAUCAUCAAGUCCAGGUACAACUGGUACACCAGUACAUUCUAGUCCACAUAUGCAAAAUAAAAUAAAUAUACCAAAUGAUAUAAAUUAUUCAGACAUGACAAAUGUAUUUAAUAGUAAUAUAAAAUCAUCAACAACAUCAACAUCAUCAGCAACAACAGCAGCAUCAACAGCAACAAAACCUGGUGAUAUUUUUGAAGAUUUACUUGGUAGUCAGGGUUAUAAUUUUUUUAGUUCAAGAAAAACCGAUAAAGAUAGUCCAAAAACAAUAAAUCAAAUGAGAAAAGUUGAAGCUGCUAAAACAAUGGAUCCAGAAAAGUUAAAAGUUGCUGAAUGGACUGAGGGUAAAAAAAGUAAUUUACGUGCAUUACUUUGUUCAUUGCAUACUGUAUUGUGGAGUGAUGCUGAUAGAUGGCAAAAAUGUGAAAUGCAUCAAUUAGUUACUGCUGCUGAAGUUAAAAAAGCAUAUAGAAAAGCAUGUCUUGCUGUUCAUCCAGACAAGCAAGCAGGAACUGACAAUGAAAAUUUGGCAAAGUUAAUUUUCAUGGAAUUGAAUAAUGCCUGGAGUAUAUUUGAAAACGAUGCAACACAGCAAAAUUUAUUUAGUUAAUUUUUUAGAAAUAAUAGAUAUUGGAGGAUAAUUAUUGAAGAAGAAAUAAAUAAUAAGAAAAAUUCAAUGAGAAAAACGAAAAAAAAAAACAAAUUAAAUUACAAAUAUGUGAGUUAAAUGAAAAUUUAUUAAUUUAUCGUUAUUAUAAUAAUGUUAAAAAUUAAUAUUAUCUAAUAAUUGAUAACAAAAAUAUGCUAAAAACUUUGACGCAUUCCGGCGAUGUUACAAUAGACAUUUAGUCGUGUUUAAAUUGAAAUUUUAAUCUGGUGUUAAUCUUUUAAUUCGCUUUAAAACAAAUAAAAAUUUAAAAAUAUUUUUCUCUUUUAUUGUGACAAUUUAAAUCUCAUUAUUAUUAUUAAAAAAAAAAAAAACUAUCAUUAAUUAUUAUUAUUAUUAUUAACAAAAUAAUAGUUGAAAGAAAAAAAAAAAAAAUUAAAUUUUAAAUUCUAUCUCAUGUAUAAGUUAUAAUAUGUAUAUAAAAAAAAAAAAAAAAAAAAAAAGGAUGUAUAUUAUCUAGCUCCCAAAUAUACGAGAUUAUUUUUUCUGUGAAAUUAAAUUGUUUACGUGAAAAUUAUUUAUAUUCCGUGUCGACAAUAACCACGCCCACAAUAAUUAUUUUGUUUUUU
Molecule: messenger RNA, 4370 nt
Organism: Aphidius gifuensis
Lineage: Eukaryota; Metazoa; Arthropoda; Insecta; Hymenoptera; Braconidae
Gene: aux
Product: cyclin-G-associated kinase
Exons: 4
Coding region: 133-3744 (1203 amino acids)
Biological process (GO): regulation of clathrin-dependent endocytosis; protein phosphorylation; positive regulation of Notch signaling pathway
Cellular component (GO): cytoplasm
Molecular function (GO): ATP binding; AP-2 adaptor complex binding; protein serine/threonine kinase activity
Source: RefSeq, a predicted model, not a curated record